UGUGUGUCGGUGGGAGGAGAAGCUCACCGGAGCGCACACACACACACCGAUGGUUCCUGUCGGUAACCAUGAGCCACCGGCCCCGCGCGCUCUGCUGCCUCUCCCUCGCGCUCGUCCUGGUGGCGGCGGAGUACUCCUCUUCAAAGACCGACCUGGACUACGAGUUCGGGGACUACCGGGGGAAGUGGUGCAUCGACGACCACGGCUUUGUUUACGGCAUUGGAGAGAUUUACUACCCGAGCCCCUCCGCGUGCCCGUGCACGUGCACCGUGGACGGUCCGGUGUGCGUGCGCCCGAAAUGUCCACGCAUCCAUCCCCGGUGCACGCGGAUCAGGUACAGAGCGUGCUGUCCGGUGUGUGAGGCCAUGGCCCGGGUCUGUGUCUACGCGGGAAAAACGUACCGACUCCUGGAGGAGUUCAGGUUGUCCCGGUGUGAGCGUUGUCGCUGUGAAGCCAACGGAGAGGUGUACUGCAGCAUCUCAGACUGCCCCGCCCCUCACUGCGUCAACCCCACCUACGAGCCCAACCACUGCUGCCCCAUCUGUAAGAGCGGUCCAAACUGCUUCGCGGGGAACAGAGUGAUCUCAGCGGGGGAGCGCGUCAACGUCGACGAGCGCACCGUUUGUUUCUGCACCUACAGGGACGGGACAUGGCACACACACCCACAGGCCACCUGCGAACAGCGCCCCCUGCCCAGCCCCACGCCCAGCGUCCGCACCGAGCCCCCCAGGGAGGAGAAGACCAGGGGGAGAGGGGGCAGCGGGUACAUCCCCCGACUGGAUCUGAUCCCAUGAGAUGGUUUAAUCAGGGUCAAUAAAACGCUUACUUUGAUUAUUAGAAACAGGAGACAACGGCACAGUUUGUUUUUAAGAUCGUCUCCUUGACAGCCACCGAAAUGUAAACAAGCUUUUAUUUCUCAGUUCACCCUGAAGGUGUUCAGAUGUCCUGGUUUAUUCCUCUCUUCCUGCACACGUGCAAAUCUACAGUCCGUCCACAGUAGGCCCAGUUACUUGCCACGCCCAGAAAACCUCCCAUCAUGCCCCUGGGGAAAGUGGGAGGAGUCAGAGUGUGAGGUUAAUGUAUCGGUUAUUUACAGUAGGUGACUCCUGCAGGAGGCCGCUUGGCUUCUCUCCACCGACCUGCUGGUUUCCGUCUGUAGGCCGAGCGAGGCCGGAGGUGUCCAAGUAGACCACACACACACACACACACACACACACACACACACACACACACACAGGAAUGAACGUGUGAGCAGAAAUGAUUCAAAGACUUCCUGGCGAGCAGAUGGUGUAUAAAUGUAAAUGUAAACAUGUUGGUAAAUACCGCACGUCACUUAUAUUCUGUAUAGAUAUAUAGACACAGAUUAUAAACAUACAGAUCUGUAAUGAGUCAGUUUGAGAUGUGAUAUCAUGAAGAGAAAAUCUCCAAACAGCCUGUUUGUGUCUUGCUGCUUUUUCUCCAAAUAUUUAAUCUGCUAACUAAUCAGCCCUUAAAGCAUCGAGGCCUCUAACCUUCACUGAGAGCUGAGGGGAGUUAAAGAGGGCGGGGUCUUAUACUGGGGUGGGCUUUUAUUUAAAGUUUUACGGUACUUUGUUUGUGUUCGCGGCAGAAAUGGAUUUAAAUUAAAUAAAAUAGCAAACUCAAACACUCUAAGUCCGCACUGCUAAAAGUUCUCUGACUGUUCAAAUGUAACUCAGGUUGAAACUCUUCUGUGGUUUUUAUUCACAAAAGUGAUGAUUGUCAAUGUGCCGCCCAUAUAUGGAGCUUCCUCUUUCAUGUGGUCUGUUGUGUUUCUCAUCUGUAAAGUCUUAACCGUAAUAUUUAGUCUGUGGUAUACACUGAUGUUCAUGUGUUCAUCUGAGAUGCAGGUCUCUGUACUUUAUCAGGUGACAACACCGCCCUCUAGUGUCCGUCUGAGGAAGUGUAUUAAACAGAUGCAACAAAAAACAUGUUUCAUCAAACACCAUGUCCACUUGCAGCUUAGAAAAAGGAACAUGACUGUUACCAAGUUUAUAUGAUAAACUGUUAGCCACAUUCAUUAUAUAGAAGUGGAUUUUUAAAGUGUUAGACCAUUUUUAAUCAUCAGCAGAAACUCCCUGCAUAAACUCAGACCUUUUCAACAGCUGUCAUUAAACAUGUACUGACUUUUUGUUCUUUGUCCUUUCAAGCAUCAAUAAAU
Messenger RNA from Labrus bergylta (ballan wrasse), 2179 nucleotides. RefSeq names its product von Willebrand factor C domain-containing protein 2-like. Lineage: Eukaryota; Metazoa; Chordata; Actinopteri; Labriformes; Labridae. Gene Ontology annotation, molecular function: protein binding. Gene Ontology annotation, biological process: negative regulation of BMP signaling pathway. Gene Ontology annotation, cellular component: AMPA glutamate receptor complex. The record is from RefSeq and is a predicted model, not a curated record.